Messenger RNA from Electrophorus electricus (electric eel), 4673 nucleotides. Its product is annotated as solute carrier family 41 member 1-like. Gene Ontology annotation, molecular function: monoatomic cation transmembrane transporter activity. NCBI's taxonomy places the organism in Eukaryota, Metazoa, Chordata, Actinopteri, Gymnotiformes, Gymnotidae. The record is from RefSeq and is a predicted model, not a curated record. Gene Ontology annotation, cellular component: plasma membrane. Gene Ontology annotation, biological process: monoatomic cation transport.
UGAAAUCAACUGAUCUGAAUAUGGUCAGAUUAACUUGUGACUAAUUCUGCAGUGCCCCUAUUUGCCAUUAGGGGCAUCACAGCCAUCUAAGAGGUUGAUGUUUACCUCAUAAAUGUCUGGAACCAAGAACAAAAAGCAGCUGGGCUCCCAUUGGUUAGUUUCCAAAAAUGACCCCAGAGCAUCCAUGAAGAGAUCCCUUUAACACCGACUGUCCAAGAUGAUGAUGUGGAUGAAGAUUUUUACACGUCCUGAACUGAAAUAUAUGGGACAGAAGCUUCGAGGGGUCACGUGUAAGUUGACGCGGUCAGCCAGCAGAUAUCCUCCAGAGAGUUCCGCAUGUAUCACUGCUCGGGUGCUGCUGCCUAACCUUCUGGCAGGACUCUGUAUGGUGGCAACAGGAAUGACCAUGAAUGCAAUGCAACAUUGGGAGAUGUUUAAGGAAAUCUCAGAAGUGUUGAUUUUAGUUCCUGCUCUGUUGGGCCUGAAGGGAAAUCUGGAGAUGACUCUGGCAUCCAGACUCUCCACAGCAGCCAAUACAGGGCAGUUAGACAACCACAGGCAGUGGAACCUAAUGGUGUCGAGCAAUCUAGCACUACUUCAGGUGCAGGCCACAGUGGUGGGCUUUCUGGCUCCUGUAGCUGCUGUAGUGUUGGGCACGCUGAGGAGGGCCAGAGUGGAUCUCCAGCAAGCUGUGGUGUUGUCUGCCAGCGGGGUGACCACAGCCUUCAUUUCCGCCCUCAGUUUGGGGCUAGUGAUGGUGGGGGUGGUCACUGGAUCUCGGAAGGUGGGCAUCAACCCCGACAACGUGGCUACACCUAUAGCCGCCAGCCUCGGGGACUUCAUCACCCUCUUGCUGCUGGCAGGGGUCAGCAGAUUCUUCUACCACUACAGAGAGAUGUGGUAUGUACCUCUGGUAACGUGUACCAUAUUCCUCUUGCUCAUCCCUUUCUGGUGGGUCUUCGCUCGCCGCAGUCCACAAAUCAGAGAAGUGCUAAGGUCUGGUUGGCAGCCAGUCAUCGUUGCUAUGCUAAUCAGCAGCACAGGAGGUUUGAUUCUGGACAAGACUGUUAGCGAGCCUGGCUCUGAAGGCAUGGCUGUGUUCACGCCCAUCAUUAAUGGCGUAGGAGGGAACCUGGUGGGGAUUCAGGCUAGCCGCAUCUCCACCUACCUGCACUGCAUCAGCGUGCCUGGGGUUUUACCCCCCACCAUGAACCAGCACUGCCCUUGCCCCUGCACAACCUUCUGCUCCCCAGGAGUGAGCGCCACCUCUGCUAGGGUUCUGCUGCUGCUGGUGGUCCCAGGCCAUCUUCUCUUCCUCUACAUGGUGUGUGUGCUGCAGGGAGGACACCCCCCCCAGACCCCUGCUUUCAUCUGCUGCUAUCUGUGUGCUGCUCUGCUGCAGGUGCUCAUAUUGCUUUACGUGGCGGAUGUGAUGGCUCGACUAAUGUGGCGCCGUGCUCUGGACCCAGACAAUUUCUGCAUCCCCUACCUGACUGCACUGGGAGACCUGCUCGGCACCAGUUUCCUCGUAAUCACUUUCAGAGUCCUCUGACCCAGACAGAGACAGAACUACUGGUCACAUGACUAAGGAAGUAUUAGCUCAAUCUCUCUAGAAUUGAAAGGCACUUCUACUUCCAUAUCUAGUCACGUGGUAAUUCUAAUUUUGGGAGCCAAUAAUAUUAUUGUUAUUUUUAGUAUUGGUUGCUUUAUUAAGAAAUUCUAGUUUAUGUAAAUGUACAACUACAAAAAGUGUCAGUAGUGCUCUAAUAGACCUGCAUGGUGUGGAGACAUACAGUCCUGAAACUGUUCAGUGCAGUCUAUGAACAAUUGGACAGAAGCUCAGUUUUUUUUGUUUUGGCUGUUUUCAGGCCCCGACUUCCCUACUGCAGAGGGCCAAAUGUCAUAGGAAAAAUGCAAUUACAGUUUCAUAAUUGGUAGCAAAUAUUACGUGACUUCCACAGCCCAUGGACAGUACCGCACAAUGAGUAUGUUCGCAGGUCUCGCUCUGCCAGGCUUUUCAUCCUGAAAUCAUCUAAUUCCAGAACCUCCUUGACUUGGGAACUUUUUGUAUUCAGUGAGUAGAACGUAUGAUUAGUAAAUGCAAGCUCAUGUCAUGUCAAGACCAUUUUGCGCUUUGCCCUCCAAGCACAAUGAUGAUGCAAGGAGAAGGGCCAUGUUUGGGGGCAUUAGGUUGGGUCUGGGCAGUUACGGUGCUCCUGUACAUCGUGUUUGGGGGCAUUAGGUUGGGUCUGGGCAGUUACGGUUCUCCUGUACAUCGUGUUUUAGGGCAUUAUGUUGGGUCUGGGCAGUUACGGUGCUCCUGUACAUCGUGUUUGGGGGCAUUAGGUUGGGUCUGGGCAGUUACGGUUCUCCUGUACAUCGUGUUUGGGGGCAUUAGGUUGGGUCUGGGCAGUUACGGUUCUCCUGUACAUCGUGUUUUAGGGCAUUAGGUUGGGUCUGGGCAGUUACGGUGCUCCUGUAUGCUGCGUUUGGGGGCAUUAGGUUGGGUCUGGGCAGUUACGGUGCUCCUGUACAUCGUGUUUGGGGGCAUUAGGUUGGGUCUGGGCAGUUACGGUGCUCCUGUACAUCGUGUUUUGGGGCAUUAUGUUGGGUCUGGGCAGUUACGGUUCUCCUGUACAUCGUGUUUUAGGGCAUUAUGUUGGGUCUGGGCAGUUACGGUGCUCCUGUACAUCGUGUUUGGGGGCAUUAGGUUGGGUCUGGGCAGUUACGGUUCUCCUGUACAUCGUGUUUGGGGGCAUUAGGUUGGGUCUGGGCAGUUACGGUUCUCCUGUACAUCGUGUUUUAGGGCAUUAGGUUGGGUCUGGGCAGUUACGGUUCUCCUGUACAUCGUGUUUGGGGGCAUUAGGUUGGGUCUGGGCAGUUACGGUGCUCCUGUACAUCGUGUUUGGGGGCAUUAGGUUGGGUCUGGGCAGUUACGGUUCUCCUGUACAUCGUGUUUGGGGGCAUUAGGUUGGGUCUGGGCAGUUACGGUGCUCCUGUACAUCGUGUUUGGGGGCAUUAGGUUGGGUCUGGGCAGUUACGGUUCUCCUGUACAUCGUGUUUGGGGGCAUUAGGUUGGGUCUGGGCAGUUACGGUUCUCCUGUACAUCGUGUUUGGGGGCAUUAUGUUGGGUCUGGGCAGUUACGGUUCUCCUGUACAUCGUGUUUGGGGGCAUUAGGUUGAGUCUGGGCAGUUACGGUUCUCCUGUACAUCGUGUUUGGGGGCAUUAGGUUGGGUCUGGGCAGUUACGGUGCUCCUGUACAUCGUGUUUGGGGGCAUUAUGUUGGGUCUGGGCAGUUACGGUGCUCCUGUACAUCGUGUUUGGGGGCAUUAGGUUGGGUCUGGGCAGUUAUAGUGCUCCUGUAUGCUGCGUUUGGAGGCAUUAGGUUGUGUCUGGGCAGUUACGGUGCUCCUGUAUGCUGCGUUUGGGGACAUUAGGUUGGGUCUGGGCAGUUACAGUGCUCCUGUAUGCUGCGUUUGGGGGCAUUAGGUUGGGUCUGGGCAGUUACGGUGCUCCUGUAUGCUGCGUUUGGGGGCAUUAGGUUGGGUCUGGGCAGUUACGGUGCUCCUGUACAUCGUGUUUUGGGGCAUUAUGUUGGGUCUGGGCAGUUACGGUGCUCCUGUACAUCGUGUUUGGGGGCAUUAGGUUGGGUCUGGGCAGUUACGGUGCUCCUGUAUGCUGCAUUUGGGGGCAUUAGGUUGGGUCUGGGCAGUUACGGUGCUCCUGUAUGCUGCGUUUGGGGGCAUUAGGUUGGGUCUGGGCAGUUACGGUGCUCCUGUACAUCGUGUUUUGGGGCAUUAUGUUGGGUCUGGGCAGUUACGGUGCUCCUGUAUGCUGCGUUUAGGGGCAUUAGGUUGGGUCUGGGCAGUUACGGUGCUCCUGUAUGCUGCGUUUGGGGGCAUUAGGUUGGGUCUGGGCAGUUACGGUGCUCCUGUACAUCGUGUUUUGGGGCAUUAUGUUGGGUCUGGGCAGUUACGGUGCUCCUGUACAUCGUGUUUGGGGGCAUUAGGUUGGGUCUGGGCAGUUACGGUGCUCCUGUAUGCUGCAUUUGGGGGCAUUAGGUUGGGUCUGGGCAGUUACGGUGCUCCUGUAUGCUGCGUUUGGGGGCAAUAGGUUGGGUCUGGGCAGUUACGGUGCUCCUGUAUGCUGCGUUUGGGGGCAUUAGGUUGGGUCUGGGCAGCUAUAAUGCUUCUGUACACUGAUAUCGGAAUUCACAUCAUCACUAAAGGCAAGUGAGUCAGCUCUACUAGCACGAGACAGGACACUCCAUCAUGAUUCACAAAUGAGGUGGUGUGCUCAAUCACCAGUUUUUUUAUUCUUUCCACUCUCUAAUUUCUUUCAACUAUCCAUAAGAUUUUGUCUGAGAAAUAUGAGUGUGUGCAUAUUUCUUGGCACACUGCCAUCUGUCCUUCUUUCCAUUCUUUCUUUGCUGCAGUAAUGUGCUCUUUUGUCAUUAACACAUAUAUACACUAAAUAAUUGAGUGUUUUGAUAAUCUGACAGUAUUCUGUAGUCAUCCACUACUGUGGUCUACCAAGUUGAUCUGAGAGUAAGCUCUAGUUAUCUACUGCUGUGGUCUGUUUUGUUGUUAGAUAGUGCUAAGCUCAACAGUGAAUUUUUAGUUAUCAAAAAGGUGAUCUUGACACAUUUAAUGUUUUGACACUUUUAAUGUUU